AUGUCAGUCCCAACGACAGGUUGCAACACCUAUACGUACCCAAGUAGCAGCGUGGGGAACUGUAACACCACGGACAAAAUUCUAACGUUCAUAUGGGAGGUCCGCAAGCUCAAUGGAGACCUCUACACUUAUGAUACGUUCUGCUACAGUGAUCAAUUUGGAGGUGGGAAUAAAGGUGAAGAAGCGACUAGUGCUUGUGAUGCAGACAGCGUUGGCAAUGUGACGGCUCGCUGUAAAUCCAACCCAACAGACACAACAAAAGGUUACUGGGCCAUUGAGGAAACUAACUGUAUCUUGCGUGCCCUCCAGAACCUGCUAGAAAGAGCUAUGAAUUUACAAGCUGCAGAUGUUCCACAGUUUAUGGCUGACCUCCAAAAUGUCACUGAAACGUUUGCUGAUAAGAUAACAAAUUCUACUGUGAAUGUCUUAACAACUGUGGACUUACUAAAAAUCAUUGCCAACGUCUCACAGUCAUUUAGGGUCGAUAAGCCCAUUAUGACGAAUUUCCUAAAAACAGUGGACGUUAUUGGGUCAAAGCAAGCUCAGAUUACAUGGCAGAUAUUGAACGGAGGCAACACAACUGAGAACGCAAGCUCGGCACUUCUGAGGUCUACUGAGGAAAUGGGGAGCACACUAACAGACGCAAGCUUCAGCAUAACAACAAACAGCACCCAACUGAACAGAACUAAAACGUCUGGUUCGUUUUUUGGAACAUUUGGCACAAAUUCCACUACAGAGAUAGAUAUCCCACAGUUUAAUGGACUGACUUCAAUCACCACCAUAGUUUUCUCAACUCUUGACAAUGUCUUGCCUGUUCGAAAUACAACUUACAAUGGCAAUCAAACCAAAAUCAAUGGAGACGUGGCUGCAAUUAUUGUGAACAAUACAGUUUACAACCUCUCUCUUACCUUUGAUAUUACAAAUACAUCACUGGGAAGCCCUCAGUGUGUCUUUUGGAACUACAGUCUUUUGGACGGGAUUGGAGGAUGGGACUCAACUGGAUGUGAAAUAAAGCUUUCGAAUCAAACUGAAAAGAUUACAUGUGUAUGCAACCACACAACCUCAUUCUCGAUCCUGAUGUCACCUUUUUUUGUGGACAGUCUUGUUUUAGGUUUUAUAACGUUCAUCUGUGUCGGCAUUUCAAUGAUCUGCUUAAUUUUGGCCAUCAUUAUUGAGAUCAUCGUAUGGAAGCCAUUGACCAAGAAUGACACAGCCUACAUGCGCCACGUCUCCAUGGUCAACAUCGCUCUGUCCCUCCUGAUUGCGGACAUAUGCUUCAUCAUUGGAGCAGCUAUCGUUAACAAAGGAGAACAGACACCAGUGGGUCCCUGCAGUGCAGCAACGUUCUUCAUGCACUUCUUUUACCUUGCUCUCUUCUUCUGGAUGUUGUUCUCAGCACUCCUGCUCUUCUACCGCACCGUUUUGGUGUUUUCCAGAACAUCCAAACCUGUGAUGAUGGUCAUAGCAUUCUUUCUUGGCUAUGGGGCCCCGUUAUUGAUAGCCGUCGUCACUGUGGCGUCAACAGCUGGAGGUGGAGGAUACAUCCAGGAGGAGAACGCCUGUUGGCUGAACUGGAAAAAAACAAUGGCCAUGCUGGCAUUUGUGAUUCCUGCUCUGAGUAUCGUAGCUAUAAACUUCCUGGUGCUGCUUGUGGUCAUUUGUAAGAUGUUAAGGAGGGGAGUUGGUGCCACCACUCAGCCAGAUGAGAAACAUGCCAUAUUGGUCAUUACCAGAUGUGUGGCCAUUUUAACCCCUCUCUUUGGUCUGACCUGGGCGUUCGGCAUCGGGACCAUGGUGUCAUCUGCUUUAGGGAUUCACAUUGUGUUUGCCAUCCUCAAUUCUCUGCAGGGUUUCUUUAUUUUUGUGUUUGGAAUUCUGCUGGAUAGUAAGAUCCGUGAAGAACUGGCAGGAAAAUUGAGUCUAAAGAAUUUCAGCUCUGGCCAAACCAAGACUACUAGUGCAGGCGUAUCAUCUUCUAGUGGACAGGGGCGUAGAAGUAAGUAUUGA
Molecule: messenger RNA, 2007 nt
Organism: Colossoma macropomum (tambaqui)
Lineage: Eukaryota; Metazoa; Chordata; Actinopteri; Characiformes; Serrasalmidae
Product: adhesion G-protein coupled receptor F1-like
Exons: 8
Coding region: 1-2007 (668 amino acids)
Biological process (GO): G protein-coupled receptor signaling pathway; cell surface receptor signaling pathway
Cellular component (GO): membrane
Molecular function (GO): G protein-coupled receptor activity
Source: RefSeq, a predicted model, not a curated record